GCAUAGCCAGGUGAAUCAAUUUCGCGUUAGUGCGCGAUAAAAGUGUAUUUGUUUAUUUGUUAGUAUUAUCGGAAGAGCAAUAGAUUUGCCUUUAUCGUAAAUAAUAACAUAUUGAACAUGCAAAGAUGGCGAGCAAGCGAUUGAAAAUAGAUGACAUGGUUGUGGAUUACAAAUUUGCUUGUCGCUGUUGUCUUAAAUCGGAGGCGGAGUUCUUCAAGCUGGACGCUCUAACCGAGUCUAGUUUAAUAGACGACAAUAAUGGGAACUCCACAAAAAUACCUCUAAUACGUUUGCUAUUAUUCUGCAUUCGAACCGAAAAUCUGCCUGAGCUGCCGCAAUAUAUUUGUGCUGAUUGCAGUAAGAGUUUGCAAAUUGCCUACUUUUUCAUACAAAACGCUCAAAAGGCUCAUGAAAUUCUCUGUCGCAAAUUGUGCCCUGGCAAGAUAACGAAGGCGACAACGCGAUUCAAUGGUCAACCACCCCUAGAGCUGCAUCGCGGGGACAAUGUGAAGCCCUCAAAGUCUUCUGUUCGCCACGAGUGCAAAAUCUGUGGCGCCAUUACUAGUAAUCGUCUGGAACUCAAACAACAUAUUCGCAUGCAUUCAGAGCAAACGCGCCAUUCAUGCAAGUUGUGCAAAUUCGUGACAUUUAAGCAGCGACUGCUUCCCGAGCAUUACAGGAAAGCGCAUGGCUUAACGGCUGCUCAAAUAGAUCAGCAGUUGAAAAUGCGCAAAUCCUUGCAGGCUGCUAUGUACGCUACAAAUGCGACGACAUCAAGGCAAGCGAGGGAAAAUGAUGAUGCACAAGUGAAAGUGUGUACACUGGAGGACAUGGAGUUACUGAUUCCCACUGUGCUGACGCCCGAAGACUUCUCGCAGCCUCAACUUGACGCUGAUCAACUACGUGAUAUUGAACAACAGCUGGGGAACUCUUUGGAUGCGAAUGAUUCCGCCGUCUUGCCGGUUGAUGAUCCUACGGGUGGCAACUCGAAUAUGAGCAUUGGGGCGGAGUUUCUUGUCAUGCCUGAUGGCUCGUUGCAGCAAGUCCAUGGUGGUGCUGGGGUUGUCUUCGAGUACAUCGAUGACAGCAAAACCCCACAGCAAAUAACGGCAAAUGUCACGACAAACGCAAGUUUGCAGAACUUACUGGAUGACUCCAAGUCGGAUGUGACAUACAGUGCAAGGGAUAUUGAAAUAAACCAUCCAGUCGGAGAUUCAUUGCCACAAAUCACUGUGAAACCAAAACUUCGACCAGGUCCAGGAUCGACGAGUGUAAUGAAGCACAAGUGUAAUCUGUGUCCCAAAGUAUUUCCCACAAUUGCACGCCUUAAAUCUCAUCAAUUAACACAUAGUCAUUUACCCAAGUUUUAUUGUGAUCAGUGCUCUUAUCACUCGCUGCGCAGCUCCGAUCUCAUUAAGCACUAUACAGAGGAGCAUAAGUCUUCCAUUGGCGAUAGUAAAAUUCACGUUGAGAAAUCCUUGCAGUCGCUGUCGACGGACAAAAGUCGUAUAUACUCUUGCGACAUGUGUUUGUUUGAGACACCAAGUAGUGCUCAUUUAAGAUCACACUAUAGUGAUAAGCACAUGAUACAGCCAAGUGACAUCCAACUGCGUCCCAGCUGGUCAAACGACACCAAGGAUAAGGGAUGCAGCCCGUCGCAUUUGCCUCUUGGUAUCACAUAUCCAUCAACAUUCACUGAAUCAACAAUUGAAUCAUCGGCAACAACUGAGUCGACUGGAACUACAACGGCGACAACGACAACGCUACAGGAUCUACAACCUGCUCAGCCGACAACUACAGCUGUGGUUACGCCUGCUGGCGAUAUAAACGUGGUUGUGGAUGCCACCUCAUUAUUCUAUGAUGGUGGCGCAGCAUCAUCAACAGCGACAACUACAAGUACAACAACAUCAACAGAACCAACUGAGAAUGUCUCUGCAGCAUUUGAAGUAUUCCCGGAGCAAUCUUUAUCCAAAUCCAUAAGGACAACACCGAGGAAAGUCGAUUUAAGUGGCAUUCUGCCUGCUGUCAGUGUUUCUACUACUGCUGGUGGUGGCAAUAUUGGUGUAGUUACCACAGCAAAUCCAAACAAUUCUAUUUUUGGAGACAUGCAAGACUUCAUUGACAAUACCGACGUCGCCGCCAUUUGCACUAUACCAGCCGACGAUAUGCCGGUCGUUGAUGGCGACGAUAUUGUGAUUGAUAACAAUAAUAUGAGUUUGGAUUUCGAUGCCGAGAAUUUGUUUGAUGACUUCGAGGAAGAUGUUGAAGUGGGUGAAGAUGAGGAUGAGGAUGAGGAUGAUCCCGAGAAUGAGGAUGAGAAUGAAAACAAUGACGCGGCUGCCGAUCAAAACUUGCUACUUACCAGUGAUGAUGAUGAUGUCGAUGACUUUGAUGACGAGCAAUCCAAGCAUCUACAGAAACCGUAUUGUAUCUAUUGCAACAAAAAGUUUACCAGCCAAUACAAGUUUGAGAAUCAUAUGUUUGUACAUCGCGGACUGGCGCCAUAUCGAUGUGAACUCUGCACCAAUCUGUACAAUAUGAAGCGUCUGCUCAUACGUCACUACAAAACUGUGCAUAAGCGGAUGCCGACGAGGGAUAUGGUUCAGGCCAAGGGCGACAAAGUAACAGUGGAACGCACAGCGAUCGAGAAGCUGCACGUCGGUGUGGAUAAGCCUCCGAUACUGAUGUGUGCCAAGUGUCCUUUUGAAUGCGAAGUGGAGGGUGAGAUGCGAAAACAUCUCAAUGCUCAUCAUGGCAUUAACGAUGGCGUCUCAGUACAUGCCAACGAGGUGUUUAUCAUACGCAAACUACCUUUUGAGUGUCCACGCUGUAUUCGCUCGUUUGCGGCAAAACGCACGUUGACUCGCCAUUUGCAGCGAAGUCACUUAGUAGACACAAUCAUUGAGAUGCAGGCGCCUCAAUGGACAACCAGUUCAGCAGCAACAACAACAACCACUAUGACGUCUACAACCGCCUUGCCGAAGAAUGCACAACGUAUUGUUGCUGAGGUUGACACUGAUGGCGAUGGCGAUGGCGAUGGUGAUGGUGAUGGCGAUGGCAGUGGCUAUGGAAAAAGCGCGAUGACAUUGAAAAAUGAUCUUUGCUCAUCGCCGUGUGCAACAGCAGACAACAUAGUGAUAAACAGUGACACUGGAAUUGAAACGGAUAAUGAGGAUAUUGACAGUAAAUCAUUGACCUCAACACCAACGUCUGGAUUCGCAACAAUUACCACAACAGCUGACACAAAUGAUGCUAUCGAUGAUAAACAAAAAACAACUACAGAAUCUUCGCCUUUAACUUCAACCUCCCAGAUAACGUCUGAAUCACCGACAUCACCGUUAACAACAACAUCAACAGCACUCGAAAAAACACCGACAACAUCAACACUUUUUCCAACGCCCACGCCAUUUGAUUUUGAUCUGGACUUCAUAGAAAAUGGUGCGCAUGGCAACAACGACAACUUUAAUGUAUUGCCAAUCACAGGACAAUUGCUAAACGGCACAGAUAAACUACUUACAGCAGCAUUGGAGCCGUCACCAGUUAAAGAUCUUCGUUCCAGGUUACCCCAAACUCCAAUUUUUGUGUGUAAACAAUGCAAUCAGACAUUUGACGAAUUGAGUAAAAUGUUGCAGCAUGAAUUGGAGCAACAUUCCAGCGGCAUUGUGUCGCCGCGUAACGUCUAUCAGCAUCAGUGUAAAGUCUGCAACACAACAUAUCGAACAGUGACGCUCUUAAAUUAUCACAUGAAAAGGCACGCACCACGCAAGAUUCCUUGUAAGCAGUGUUCCAAAGAGUUCACAACGAGUGCAGAGCUAGAGCAACACGUGGAUGCUGAGCAUCGGACAAACACGGCCUUGAAAUGUGGCAUCGAUGGUUGCGAAAAGACUUUUAAUUACAAGCAUCAUCUUAAGCGACACCAAACAGCUUCCCAUACUCGUGUACAAUAUAUAUGUCCCGAGUGCGGACGCGAUAUGUUAACCAGUCUUCUUUUAAGAAACCACAUAAAAAUGCAUAAGGGAACACAUUCCUACAAGUGUCCAAAGUGCGUUCGGACUUAUAUGCGACCCGGACCCUUUCAAAGACAUGCACUGCGUGAACAUAAAUGGCAUCUUACUGAGGAUGAGUUAAAUAAAAUGUAUAGCGUGAAUGAAUCCACACCUCCGAUAAAAAUUCGCGAACGAAGGUCGCAUGAUGUUGAAAACGAUACGUCUGAUUAACCAUUUGACGCACCACGAUUAUUAUAUCAUAAAAAAGAGAAUAUAUAUUUUGUAUACAUAUGUAUAAUAAGUAGUAUAAACGUUUAUCAAGCUUAAGUUUAUACUACAUUGUUUGGUAUAGAAUCUUGCCGCACAAUGCAGAUUGUCUGUUAAUCCCUGUAUCCUAUAGUUGUUUGUAUAAAUGCACGAAUGAGAGACAGUUGGUGAACGAGUUAAUUAAUAUGUUAAAUUAUAUUCAUAUAUAUACGAAAGUAAUAGGAUUACUGUUUUUUUUUUAUAUUACUUUUAAUUGACUAAGUAUGCUUAAUUUAAGCACACAUGAAUUAAGCCUUGAACUUAUAAAUUUUAAUUUCUUUCUGACUAAACUGCACAAAUCUCAAUAUAUUUCACAUCUACCUU
This is a messenger RNA of Drosophila albomicans, 4616 nucleotides long. RefSeq lists its product as uncharacterized. Gene Ontology annotation, biological process: regulation of transcription by RNA polymerase II. The record is from RefSeq and is a predicted model, not a curated record. Gene Ontology annotation, cellular component: nucleus. Bases 126 to 4217 code for a protein of 1363 amino acids. The transcript has 11 exons. Gene Ontology annotation, molecular function: zinc ion binding; RNA polymerase II transcription regulatory region sequence-specific DNA binding; DNA-binding transcription factor activity, RNA polymerase II-specific. Lineage: Eukaryota; Metazoa; Arthropoda; Insecta; Diptera; Drosophilidae.